This is a messenger RNA of Peromyscus eremicus (cactus mouse), 2111 nucleotides long. RefSeq names its product olfactory receptor 52E8-like. Gene Ontology annotation, molecular function: G protein-coupled receptor activity; olfactory receptor activity. The coding region runs from base 1 to 1011 and encodes 336 amino acids. The transcript has a single exon. Gene Ontology annotation, biological process: G protein-coupled receptor signaling pathway. NCBI's taxonomy places the organism in Eukaryota, Metazoa, Chordata, Mammalia, Rodentia, Cricetidae. The record is from RefSeq and is a predicted model, not a curated record. Gene Ontology annotation, cellular component: membrane.
AUGGGUGAGGAUGGAAAUGCCAGUAUCUUCAACUUUUCCUACACCAGCUUUCUCCUGGUGGGCUUCCCUGGAUUGCAGGAGCGGCGGCCCCUUCUGGUCCUGCCUCUUACCUUCCUCUAUGUGUCCAUCGUUUCUGCCAAUGCCUUAGUCAUCCAUACAGUGGUGGCCCAGAGGAGCCUGCACCAGCCCAUGUACGUGCUCAUUGCCCUGCUCUUGGCUGUCAACAUCUGUGCUUCCACAGCUGUGAUGCCUAAAAUGCUGGAAGGCUUUGUGCAUUAUGCUAACCCCAUCUCAUUACAUGGCUGCCUAGCGCAAAUGUUCUUUAUCUACUUUACGCUCCUUCUGGACUACAACCUCCUGCUGGCCAUGGCCCUAGAUCGCUAUGUGGCCAUUUGCCACCCACUUCGCUAUACUGAACUGAUGACCUCUCACUUACUGGGCCUGAUUGCCACUUUUGCCCUGACCCGGAGCCUAGGAGUGGCAGUGCCCCUGGUGGUACUAACUGCAAAAGCUCGAUUCUGCCGGACUUCCGUGAUCCGACACUUCACCUGCGAAUACAUCGCACUGCUGAGCAUAGCUUGUGGAGACCUGACCUUCAAUAACCGGUUGGGAUUGGCUAUGCGGUUGGUCACCGUGACCUUUGAUCUGGCCUUACUGGGAAGCUCCUACACCCGUAUCAUCUAUGCUGCCUUCCGGAUCUCUUCUGGGGGAGCCCGAGCCAAGGCCUUGCACACUUGUGGCUCCCACUUACUGGUCAUCCUCACCAUCUAUCUUUCUGGUCUUUCCACUUCCAUUGUCUUUCGAGUGGCCAAGACUGUGUCUCAAGAUGUUCAGAACCUACUCAGUGCCAUAUAUCUGCUGCUCCCAGGAGCCUUGAAUCCUCUCAUUUAUGGGGUGAGAACUAAGGAGAUCCGGCAACACAUAGAGAAAAUGCUCUGUGGAAAGCAGUCACCCCAAGACAUCAGAGAGAAGUCGCAGAACAUGAGAGAGGAGAGGGAGUUACCUGGGUAAGAGGGCAUUACCAGCUUGAGAACUUGGGGCUGUGGCCUGUGAAAACAAGAAGUAGGCUGUCUGUACUAACAGGAUGAGUGGGUUCUUAGCAGGUUAUGGCUCAGUGGAGGCCUCUUGUUGAAGAUAUCAUUUGUUGAAUUCUUAGAACAUUCUGUUACUAACCCCCAAAAUAGGAUUGCUUGUAUUUGUCCUUCUAAGUUCAUUCUGUCUUCUUUCCAAUCCUUGAAAAAAACUAAAAUUAUUUGAGAAUGCCUGUACCUUUUCUAGGAGACACAGAGUAAGUCAAACAGACCACAAUCUGCCCUGAACCCCUGUUUGAAACAAAGUCCCAGCCCUUCUUGUCUCUGCUAGAUAAAGUCUAAGACUUGGCAUGAAUUUCAAUGUGACCAGAUAUGCCUGUCAGCCUCGAGGCUAAGUUCUAGAGUCCUGCUAGUCCUGAACACAGGUGAAGCCCUUGCCUGAGAUCCCAAAUCUAACACAGGCACACAGAGCCAGACAACCCUGGGUGUCAUUUAGACCACACAAAUAGGUCACCUCAUCAUAUCCAGGAGCCUCAGGCUGAAAGAUGGUCAGGCCAGACCUUCUCUGGGUUCAGGUCUGACACUGUUAGUUUGGUUUCUAUUGCUGUGAUAAACACCAGGAUCAAAAGCAGCCUGGGCAGAACAGGUUACCGUCCAUCAUGGAGGAACAAAAGCAGAGUAGAGACCACGGGGGAACGCUGCUUUCCGGGGCUUGCUCAUCUUGCAGCCCCGCCCACAGUGGGCUGGGCCCUCCCCUAUCAAUCAUUAAGAAAAUGCCCAAAGACUUGCCUACAGGCCAGUCUGAUGGAGACAUUUUCUCAGUUGAGCUUUCCACUUUCCAGAUGACUCUAGCUUGUUAACCAAAAAUUAACCAAUACAGAUCCUAAGACCAGAGUAGAGUCUACACUAUAGGCUCCAAUGAGCCUAAUUCCCAGGAAAGAACCCUGAGGUCUCCUUGGGCACACAGACAAGGUGCUGCUACAGAGCCCAGAUCUUAAGCAAAGACCAGAUUAGGCCCUGAUCUGGGGACUUGGGUCUGACCCAAACCCAGGUCAGGUCAUUUUCUCAAUGGUAGUAUGA